UCCUUCUCCUCCUAUAAUUCUUUCCACCACAAUCCUCACUUCCCCUCUUUCACUUUCUUCUCCAAAACAAUCCCAUUUUCAGGCAAAAAAAAGCUUCCAUGGCUUCAAUUUCAGCAGCUUCUGCCACAGCUGCAACAAAACUUGUCUACCCUUCUUCAGGUAGCAGUACUAGCAGUGCUUCUAUUCUUCCUUCAAACUCAACAAAAUCCCCUAAACUUAUCCUUUCAUCUUCUUUUACCCCAACACUUUUCCUCAACUCACCAACCACCACCCCUUCUUCUUCAUCCGUCCGUCAACACAGGUUCACUGUCCGUGCAGCACGUGGCAAAUUCGAAAGAAAGAAACCCCAUGUUAACAUUGGUACAAUUGGCCAUGUUGACCAUGGUAAAACCACUCUAACAGCUGCAUUGACCAUGGCGCUUGCCUCUUUAGGUGGCUCUGCCCCGAAAAAAUACGAUGAAAUUGAUGCUGCCCCUGAAGAAAGAGCUCGUGGUAUUACUAUUAACACUGCCACUGUGGAAUAUGAAACAGAAAAUCGACAUUAUGCACACGUGGACUGCCCCGGGCACGCUGAUUAUGUUAAGAACAUGAUUACUGGUGCUGCUCAAAUGGAUGGAGCUAUACUUGUUGUUUCUGGUGCAGAUGGACCAAUGCCACAAACAAAAGAACAUAUUUUGCUAGCUAAACAAGUUGGUGUACCGAAUAUGGUUGUUUUCUUGAAUAAACAAGAUCAGGUUGAUGAUGAGGAGUUGCUUCAACUUGUUGAAUUGGAGGUAAGAGAGUUGUUGUCAAGUUAUGAAUUUCCUGGUGAUGAUAUUCCGAUACAUUCGGGGUCUGCUCUUUUAGCUUUAGAGGCUUUAAUGGCUAAUCCUUCUAUUAAAAGAGGUGAAAAUGAAUGGGUUGAUAAGAUUUAUGGUUUAAUGGACUCUGUUGAUGAGUAUAUUCCUAUUCCACAAAGACAAACUGAAUUGCCUUUCUUGAUGGCUAUUGAAGAUGUUUUUUCUAUUACUGGUAGAGGUACUGUUGCUACAGGGAGAGUGGAAAGAGGGACCGUUAAGACUGGAGAAGUCGUCGAUAUAGUUGGGUUGAAGGACACUAGGCAAACUACAGUUACAGGGGUUGAGAUGUUCCAGAAGAUUCUUGAUGAAGCAAUGGCGGGAGAUAAUGUUGGGUUGUUGUUGAGAGGUAUUCAGAAGAUCGAUAUUCAAAGAGGAAUGGUGUUGGCUAAGCCUGGAACGAUUACUCCACACACAAAGUUUGAAGCUUUGGUGUAUGUGUUGAAGAAGGAAGAGGGUGGAAGGCAUUCACCUUUCUUCGCAGGUUAUAGGCCUCAGUUUUACAUGAGGACGACUGACGUGACCGGAAAGGUUACUGCGAUUAUGACUGAUAAGGGGGAGGAAUCUAAGAUGGUUAUGCCUGGUGAUCGUGUAAACAUAGUGGUUGAAAUGAUUAUGCCGGUUGCUUGUGAGCAGGGUAUGAGGUUUGCUAUUAGGGAAGGAGGAAAGACUGUUGGAGCUGGUGUUAUUCAGAAAAUCUUAGAAUGAUGAACUUGCAGCAGCUGAGCAUCUCUUUUCCAUUGAAGUUUUUUUUUUAAUCCAUUGUCAUAUAUUGCGACUUUUUGGUUACUUUUAUUAUGUCUUAGAAUCUUACUUUAGUUGAAGUAUCCUGUUUUUUUAUCCCUCAAUCCUACUGAACUUUUGGAAUUUUUCGCCAGUCUUGUGUUUCACUUUUUGUUUGCUUGAAAGGAAUGAUAUCAUUUUCUCUCA
Lycium ferocissimum is the source of this 1766-nucleotide messenger RNA. Its product is annotated as elongation factor TuB, chloroplastic. Lineage: Eukaryota; Viridiplantae; Streptophyta; Magnoliopsida; Solanales; Solanaceae. The transcript has a single exon. Gene Ontology annotation, molecular function: translation elongation factor activity; GTPase activity; GTP binding. The record is from RefSeq and is a predicted model, not a curated record. The coding region runs from base 99 to 1544 and encodes 481 amino acids. Gene Ontology annotation, biological process: mitochondrial translational elongation. Gene Ontology annotation, cellular component: mitochondrion.